Molecule: messenger RNA, 390 nt
Organism: Helobdella robusta
Lineage: Eukaryota; Metazoa; Annelida; Clitellata; Rhynchobdellida; Glossiphoniidae
Exons: 4
Coding region: 1-390 (129 amino acids)
Source: RefSeq, a predicted model, not a curated record
AUGGACACCGUCUUGUUGCCGGUGACACACAUGGUCAGGGCACAAGGAUUGUGGAGCCUCGUAUGCUUGACAGAGUGUUUUAUUCAGAACAUUCUUGAAAUGAACCUCGCAAGUGAAAUGAAACAGUUGUCAAUAUUCAGCUUGAUGACUAGCAUUGUUGGAUACGUAGUUGAAUGCGUUGCAAGUGAUGUUACCAUCAGUGGGAGAAACAUAAUGAGAACAUUUGGAAGAACAUUCCAUGAAGAUUGUACGAUGGCCGGUGCGUUGUGGCGCGUCUGGAGACAGUGCCUCAGAGGCAAGGGUCACAUUUUCAACUGCCCAGAGUUCCACAACUUUCGUCUCGCGUCAAAGCCUAACAGUAAUCGUGUUCAUUCAGCACUUGUUGAAUAG